AUGACAGGAGUUUGCUUGGUCAAAGGGACUCCUGAGAUUAGUCAUAUUAGAGACCUGAUAGCUGAUGUGACAUACAAAGAUUUAUGGCUGGCAACUGCAACGGGAAAUGCCCAGAUUUACCGGAAUGUGUUUUCUUGCAUCCAAAUUGACAGUGGCUUCUACAUGCCAAUGAUUCUUGCAACUUACAAGAUAUGUGCUUCAUUUGAUGGAAGGAGUAUCUCACCAUGUCCCUUUGAGGAGUAUCUCACCAUGUCCAUUUUUGUCCUUCUCUUGAUGGAAGGAGUAUCUCAACCACAACCAAUGUUAUCAGAAGGAGGAGAAGUGGUUCAAUAA
Lactuca virosa is the source of this 333-nucleotide messenger RNA. NCBI's taxonomy places the organism in Eukaryota, Viridiplantae, Streptophyta, Magnoliopsida, Asterales, Asteraceae. The record is from the annotation of a GenBank genome assembly.